This is a messenger RNA of Musca domestica (house fly), 714 nucleotides long. RefSeq names its product adrenodoxin-like protein 1, mitochondrial (gene Fdx1). Gene Ontology annotation, biological process: positive regulation of oxidoreductase activity; P450-containing electron transport chain. Lineage: Eukaryota; Metazoa; Arthropoda; Insecta; Diptera; Muscidae. Gene Ontology annotation, cellular component: mitochondrion. Bases 104 to 610 code for a protein of 168 amino acids. Gene Ontology annotation, molecular function: 2 iron, 2 sulfur cluster binding. The transcript is spliced from 4 exons. The record is from RefSeq and is a predicted model, not a curated record.
UAUAGACGUCUGUCGCCGCCAAUAGAAUGACAUAUGGUUCGCCGCAGUCAGAAGAAUAGUUCCGCUUCGUUGUCUGGGUGGGACUAACCUCGUUUGUUUAAAAAUGUUUUGUUUACUUUUGCGGCAAUUUUCCAAUGGAGCUCUGCACAGGAAUUUGCAGCAACUUAGAAGAAUACCCCAAACGAAGCUUCUACACACAACUUCUGUCUUUAGGCACGGGGAAUAUGAAUGGCAAGACCCAAAAUCGGAGGAUGAAAUCGUUCGAGUUACGUUUAUUGACAAGAAUGGAAAACGAAUCAAAGUGAAUGGAAAGGUUGGGGACAAUGUUCUGUAUUUGGCUCAUCGAUAUGAAGUUGAAAUGGAAGGUGCAUGCGAAGCCUCUUUGGCUUGCACAACUUGUCAUGUGUAUGUGCAUGGGGAUUAUUUGGAGAAAUUACCAGAGGCAGAUGAAAAGGAGGAUGACUUAUUGGACAUGGCACCCUUCCUAAAAGAAAACUCCCGAUUAGGCUGUCAAAUAAUUCUAAAUAAGGAAUUGGAUGGGAUUGAACUGGAACUUCCUAAAGCUACGAGAAACUUUUAUGUUGAUGGGCAUAAACCAAAACCACACUAGACCUAGCCUUGUUUUCCGAAUAUUUGUAUUAUAGUUUUGAUAUUUCUGUUGAGCUUUAUUAAACAAAGUAUACUGUAAUUUAAUAAAUAGUGAUAUAAAAUGGA